GGGCUCCUGAUCUGCAUGAAGGUAGAAAGAGAGAUUUUCCUCUUUCUUCCCUCAAACUGAAGAACACAUAUGUAAAUCCUUGUUUUUCCUCGUGAGGCAGGGGAGGCCAUAGCCACAAUGCUUAACUGCAUGCAUCUAACCCGGGGCUGGUUUUAACCCCAGCGCUCUGACCUAAACUGCUCAGCUCCCGGAAAUUCCAAGGAACCCGGUGGCCUUAGUCCUUCAGGUGGAACAGCGUGAGACAUGGGAAAGAAAACCAAGCGGACAGCUGACAGUUCUUCUUCAGAGGAUGAGGAGGAGUACGUCGUGGAGAAGGUGCUAGAUAGGCGUGUGGUUAAGGGGCAAGUGGAGUAUCUACUGAAGUGGAAAGGCUUUUCCGAGGAGCACAAUACUUGGGAGCCUGAGAAAAAUUUGGAUUGCCCUGAGCUAAUUUCCGAGUUUAUGAAAAAGUAUAAGAAAAUGAAGGAGGGUGAAAAUAACAAACCCAGGGAGAAGUCAGAAAGUAACAAGAGGAAAUCCAGUUUCGCGAACAGUGCUGAUGAUAUCAAAUCCAAAAAAAAGAGAGAGCAGAGCAAUGAUAUCGCUCGGGGCUUUGAGAGAGGAUUGGAACCAGAAAAGAUCAUUGGGGCGACAGAUUCCUGUGGCGAUUUAAUGUUCCUAAUGAAAUGGAAAGACACAGAUGAAGCCGACCUGGUUCUUGCGAAAGAAGCUAAUGUUAAGUGUCCACAGAUUGUGAUAGCAUUUUAUGAAGAGAGACUGACGUGGCAUGCAUAUCCUGAGGAUGCGGAAAACAAAGAGAAAGAAACAGCAAAGAGCUAAAGGAGGGGGUGGUCUUUGUCAUUUCUCUUUGUACAUAAUACAUCCACCUCCCUGCCUCCUCUCCCUCUACCCAUCCCCUUCUCUCUUAAACACAUCCAUAAAAAUGUGCUUAUCACUGUGCUCCACAGGAGAAAUGUUGGUAUUGGUUCUCUUGUAACAUAACUGAUGGUCUGAUUCAUGAAAAGUGUCUCUCUGUGAAGACCAGGCAUUUACAUACUGUGUGUAAUUCCCACAGUUUUUUCCUUUGCCCUCCUCUCUUCCCUCUGCUCCCUUGUGACCUCAAGAUGAGUUUGAACUUUUUAAUCACCUUAGAGUCUUGAUCUUUUCAAGGUUGGUCGCUUUUUAGAUGGGGGAUUUUGUUACAAUGAUGAUUCAUUUUGGUUUCUUGCUUUGGCUCUUAGAACAUGUUGAUGACCAGCUAGCCUUUGUGUUGAGAUGUUGGGAUGGAAAAGAUGUUGCCCAUCUUUUUAAAAAGCCAAUAGCAACUGCCUACCUGUUGGGGCUUUCCCAACCUCAUUCAGCUCUCCCCAGGAGAAUACAGGGUUCCUGGUGUGGUCUUCUGGGCCACCCUCUGUUGUUCAUCCUCACCCAUCCUCUCAUAAUAGUUCCAUCCUUUGGAGGACUUGAAAUUUUACAUUCAGAUUUGUCAAGGCACUCCUUUUAGCCCCAGGACUUUGGGCCUUGUUUCUUUAGCAGUCCCUAAUUCUGCUUCUGCAGGUUGGUGUAGUCUGUCAUAAAAUGACAAGAUUAUUAACUGUGGAGAUUUUUAGCUGUUAGUACAUGAGGAUGAUAGGGUAGGAUACAAUUGUCUUUAUUGUCACAUGCUGUAUAUCUGUACUGUUUCCUUCCACCCCUCCUGUUUGGACUAUGUGUUUAUGUAGGUGUGAGUGGCAGCCUGGUGCUUGCUUGUGCCAAGGUGCUAGGCACCCGCCAACCCUGCCAACUUCGGUGGCCUCCCAAAACAUUCCUGUUACCAAAGAGGCUUUGAACCUGACCCACACUUCUCAGUGAACCCAUUUCCCCUCCAUGCCAAUAUUUUCAGUGGGGAAUUCUUGGAGGGGAGCCAUUGGCCACAAUAUCAAUUUUAAAUAUUCAUAGCAUUUGUGAUCAUAAAUUUCCUGCUUUGUUGACUCCUGGAUUUGCCACCAAGAUUCCCCGAAGUGGUAAUACUCUUUCCUUUUUCCACCCUCAAACUCUUAGUUGUAUCUUUUUUUUUUUAAUGCAUUUAUUUGGAAGACUAUCACCUCAGAGAGUGACAGGCUCCCCAUAUUAGCAUGUUGACACAACCUUCUCUUCCAAUUGAGCAAAAUAGUUCCCUUUUGGCUUCUUCCUGUGUUACCAUUAUAUUGAGAGGUUAUUUUUCCAAUCAUACCCUUCUGCCUUUGUUCCCCAAGAAGCGCCCUACUUCUCUUCACCCUUUUUUUCCUUGUAGAUGAAGGAGGCUAGAGAAUUAAGACUAAAAGUAAGGAAAUAGCAGGGUUUUGAGCAUCCUUGUCCCAGCCCAAAGCUGAGGGAAAAAGAAUAAAUGCUUGAAAUAGCCUUAACUCUAGAGUUCACCAGCCAUUGAGGUUGUUUUUUGUGGUUGCUUCUGAUUUUUAAAACAUAGCUGUCUGGCGAGGAGCGUUCAACCAUUUCUAGAUUAUUCAGAGUAAUGAGGGGAAUGGAGAGAUUGCUCCAGUCCGCAGAUGAGCCGAAUAAUAUGCAAAUCAUAUACCCAUUCAUAGCAUUUGUUAACAUUGCUUCCCUGCUCAGCUGCUGAUUGAAUUUUGUGUGCUUGUAUAAAUUAUGUCAAAAAUUAUAGUGCACAGUUGAGAAGACAGCUGUUGCUGCAGUGACAUGACAGACUGGAACAAUGAAGCUUUUGGUUUCAGCCAUCCAGGAAAAUCCUUCUGAAUGGUAAUGUGAUUGGGUGAGAACUCAUAACCCAUACCUCAAGUGGGUAGGAGUUUUAUCUCCAUCUUCCUUAACUCUCUGAAGGAAUUAAAGGCCUAGAUCAAGUGUUGGAUAAUUGACAGUUGUUGGUGCUUAAUCUGAUGGGCAUCUGAAAGAAAGAAAGGUUGGUCAGGAAAGAGAUUUUUCAUACAAGUAACUAAGGAUAUCAGUUAGGGUAUACAGACUAGGACAGAAGUGGUCCAGAGCCCCCGAGGAGGUGAACUAGGUCUCUCAGUUUGCAGGUGUGUCCACAUAGCCAGUGUGUCCCCCAGGAGCAGUAGGCAUGUAAGCAGACUAUGGCCGUCAUAUUUUUGGAGCCCAAAUCGAGCAUGUGGACAAAGAUUGCAACAGUUAUUUGGUACUGAGAUUGGUCCUGAGAAACCUGGGACACGUGGUUGCCUGGGAUAUAGGUAAUAUUUAAGACAUUCAUCACGAUCUGAUUUCUUUUAGCAAAAUAACCCCAAUAUCUACUGCUACUCACCACCCCUUUAGUAUUUCACUCCAUUCAUCUUUUUCUGUCCACAGUUUACUGAAUCAUGGUCUUGUAUUUAGUGCUGUCCAAACAACCUGUUCUACCCCUGCCUACCCACAGUGACUUCUGCAGGAAUGGGGGGAGCCAGCAGCCAAUACUGAUCUCAGCCCUCAGCAGAAAGGAAACCAGAUACCUGCCUGCGCCUCCAGCAUUUGUCAGUGCUGAGUAGCUGUCUGGGCCCUUGGAGAGUUGCAACCUCAAGCAGGAACCUGUUUUCACAGGGCUGUCUCCUCUCAGAAGAGUUAGGAGUCCUGGGCUAAGCACUCUUAAACAUCUAGGUCUCAGGUGCUCACAGUUUAUUUUUUCCUGUUUUAAGCCCUCUUUCAAAACAUCUUUCUAGUGCUGAAUUUUUCUUCCUUACUGUAAUCAGCAUUCAGGGAUUUCACCUUCCACAGUCUGUAGCAGAGCUUUGACCAGCAGAGUCUACCAAGGUCAGCAUAGCUGCUUUUCCAAGCCCUGGACUGGGCAGAUGGCCUCACGUUAAGAUCAGCUGUUCGAGAACGUCAGCCCUGAUGGAAGCACCAUUUUUAACCUGGAGAGGUCUGUAUCAUUUUCCCUCCUGCAGUCCGGUUUUUGUCUGCUCAAGGGAGCAUUUGGACCUGUGGUGUUCCUUAACAUUCGAAAGUCUAGAUGGUCCUCGGCUCUCCCCCAGCCGUAUGUCUGUACUACUGUUGUUGAUGAAAAGUUGGGCCUGUUCCUGUACUUUGGGCAAUUGUAGGUUAUUCUUAACUCUUCGUUCCUGUGCCGUGGCCUCCCUGCGGUCCAUUUCCCUUAUCUUCAGGCCAAAUCCUAGGGCCUUGAGGGAAAUGCUUGUGAUUUUCAUCUUGUGAUUUUCUUGGGUCUGUUUUUGCCCAGUUCACUUAAGGUACAGCGAGGAGUCAGAGGAAUCUCUUUGGGCUGGGGAGUGAGAGAUUGUCGUUGCCCUUAGAGUUCAAAUUUGAGGGCCUAAAAUGCUAGUUUGCAACAACAUGAGAACCCCAGGAAGGGUUAUGUCACUAGAUUGGACAUGUGGAAAUUGUUUCUCACAAAUUAGGUCAAAGGAAAAGCUCAUUUUGCAACCAUGACUCCAUCCUUUUGGUUUAGGUUUUUAGAGUGAAAAUUUUUAGUGUUGAAGUCUGUACCUUUGUUAAUCAGAUCACCAAGCAAGCAUACCUGCUGCAAGGUGGAGAGAGGAAAGGACUGGACCUGGUGUUUUCCAGUUUCAUUUUGGCUCUACUUCUUGCAUAACUAAUCAUAAAAGUUAUGUUUUCAAAAAAAAUUAUAUUUUCAAAAACAGAUGUUACAAGUCUUGCACCCAAGAACAUAUGCUCAAAAUUGGGUGCCCCCCCCAACCCAGUUAAUCAUGAUGGCUUUCUAUUGAGCCACCUAUAUUCCAGCCACGUUAGUGUACGUUGGCGUCCAUUUCAUUCAACAAAGUUUAAAAAGAUGUAGUCCCUAACCUUAAUUUCCAUACUGGUGUGGGAUGAAUAGUUCAGCGUAAUAAGUGCUAUAAAUGGGUACACAGUUCAGAUUUGGGGCAGAGACAACUGGUUGGUAUAGUUUGUGGCCCUAGAGUAGGAGAUUGACGGUUCAUGUGUAGAAAAGACGUAUGACCUUGGAUGAACUGAACUAACUGGCCAUAGAUGGGCCACAACAAGGACCUGUUUGAUUCCAGGAAAUAAAGAUAACUGAGAGUUGGUUAGAAAUGCUGUUACUGAGAGAGAAAACAACACGUUGAGACAACAAAACAACACCCUGGUUUUGCUCCCUAUUUUAGGCUCUUUGACAGCGUAUUGAAUGGUAUAGUUAAUCCUUGGUUGUGGAAAGUAUUAACUGUGUGGCAGUGUUGUUACAUUAUUGUAGGUUCUGUAAAAAUGUGUUCCUCGUGGAUAUUUUAUCAGAGUUGCUCACACCUUUUUCAGUUUCUCAUCCCUUUUGAAGGAAUUUACAUGAGGCUGGCUUGAAGCCUAAAACAUAAAGGAGGAACAUGCUUUCCAGUGACAAAAGAGUUGCUAAAGUGAAGGCUCGGGACACUUCUAGUAACACCUGGGCAUCUAUUCUGGGCAGUUCAGUUUUCUUUAGGACUGUAGGAUGGUGAUUUCUAAGCAGAGACUUGUUUCAGUUAUGUGGAAACCUCUCCCAGAAAUAUACAUGCCCUGGAGUCUGGGAUUCAGUCAGUCUAGGGAGGUCUAGGGUGCGGGCUAGCCCUGUUAAGAAACAGUCUGAUCUUAGUUCUGGCCAUGUGACCACAGGAAAACAGUCCUUUUCUCUGCCUGGGUAAUUGAGAGUUGAAUAAUUGAAAGUUGACUAGCUUUGGAAGUCAAACUUCCCAAGAAUUAAAAUAACUGUGUUGGAAAAUUAAAGUGUGAAGGGUUUUUGGAUAGUAAACAUUCUGGUUUCUUUUUGCUUGUGCUGGAUUUCUUGAAUUUUAAACUACCUCAUCUUGUCUUUUUAUUUUAGAGUUACUUCAGCUUGUCGUUGUCACUUUAACAUUGUGCUUGGCUUUGGUUGUUUUCUAAGAUGGAAUAUUUCCUAUUCACUGAAAGCAUGUUUCUUUGCCUUUUAUCCUGAUCCUCAUUUCACCUAUCGUCAUCUCAUGUUGCUCCUGUCAGAGAAAUCUUUUAAGAUAGUUUAAAACCUUGGUUUACGGGCAGAAAGUGAUCCUCCAGUGCUGUUUGUCUCUGAGGUCAGUAAGAGAAGGAGUUAAAACAAGGUGGUGGAGGAGGGGACAACCUGCACUGGAGGCAGCCGACAAGGGAAGAGCUAUUAAUUAAGACAAUUUCAAAGCCAACUGAUUGUGAUCAUUAAUGUCACAAUAGAUCAAAACCUAAUUAUCACACCCUAGGUAAGAGCCAUCAGUAUUAAUCAGAAAAUCUAAUAGGAAACUAUUAUCAAGAAAUUAGGCCAAAUUGAAUGCAAUGAACUUUUUAUCUUCUCUCUCUCUUCUUCUUUUUUUUUUUUUUUAAAUUUGGAGAUGUCCCUUGGCAUUGGCAGGUGUGACCCUCACAGCUGACCCAGGUCCCAGUGGCCUGUUCAUCAUGCUUUUUGAGAAAUUCCAACACAGACUGAACCAGAACUGUCACUGCUGCUUUAAUCAGUCUUGAACUUUCUUGUCACCUGGACUUAUCCAGUGUGAUCAGCAAUCAAUGAAAAAAGGGUUAUAUUUAGGUCUUGGAAUGAUUGGUCCUUCCUGGAACGUGAGGAUUCCUGGUGAGCAUUGUAUUGUGUGUGUUGAUAAAUCAUUUUUUGAGCUUCUGAUGUACAUAGGGUCUUGUUGCUCUGGCUACUAAAAGAGGGCACAGAGGAAAGGAGGGCUUCCUGCCCGGAGAGUCUUUGAGAUGAGCUGAGAAGACAGUUUCGUCGUGUCCAGCACUUUUAAGGCUCAAGUCAGUGUUUUGCAGUUUCUAGUAGCUUUAGGAUUUGAGUCUAAACCAGGGCUGGCUGUGGGUUUAGAUUUUUCCCUCUAGAGUUAGGAUAAGGGUCAUAAUAAUUUCCACCAGAAUUCAGUGUAAGUCCAAAUGAGGGGGAAAGAGUGUUUUUUUCCUUUGCCUUUCUUUUGUUAAAGAGUUAUGUAGCUGGCAGGAGGUAAGAACAUUACAAGAGUCUUCUGACCAGUUACUUCACACCUUCUCCCUGAAUGGAAAAGUAGAUGUCAUCGUUUAUAUCCUUAACUUUGAGCUAUUUGUGAAGUUGCUGAAACUCCUGAAGUUGGAACAGCGGCAGAAAGUUUGGAAAGAUGCUGCCCCCGAGUGUUGUGGGGAGGGACAGGCGGCAGCAGGAGGGUGUUCAGUGGUGCUAGAUCCCUGCACCCCUUUCCCCACCGACCUUGCAGCUCAGAGCACUGCUGAGGAAAUGGUUCUUAGCUUUCUGCUUGAGUGUGGUCUUGCUUCGUUCUGAAUGUUAGGAAUUUGGGUUAGUCGGUGUAGAACUUUGAGAAAUCAGUGUGACUUAAUCCUUCACCUCUUAGGAUAAAGUAUUUCUUUACAAGAGAAUUCAUGCCCUUAACGUUUAAAAUGUAAUUUUAUUUUCAAAACAUCCAUUAACAGAUGACUUUCAGAAGCGGUUUGUUUCUUCUCCAAGUUUCUUUGCAUUAUGCUAGGUAAGGUAAUAGGCCAUCAGUUAAUAGUUGUGGGUUGAUUGAGUUCAUCUAGUUUGCAGAGGGAGGUGUGCCUACUGACUUCCUUUUGUUCCCAAGUGCACUCUAAGAAGUGAAAUGCUCCAGGGCGUGGAAUAAGAAUGGAGUGGAUGCUGACUAUGUGUGCCAACCUCCUCAAUUGAUUCAUAAUGGCUGACCUUGGGCAAGUCACUCCUUUCAAUGCCUCAGUUCCCCAUCUGUCAAAUGGGGGUAAUAAUACUGACCUACCUCACAGGGGUGUUGUGAGGCAUUGUAAAUCAAAGUUGAUAGAAUACUUUAGGGUCCUCAACGGAGGAUGCCUUGAGCCGAAGUCUAGGCCUACCAUAGGCUUUUGUCCUCACUGAGCUGUCCCAAGGUUGGAACUCCUUAGUGACCUCGGCAAGUUUUCUGCCCCCCACCCCUCAUCAAAGCUGCUAGUUCAGAUGUUGACAGUGUUUUCGUGAAUGUUGGAGUCUUAAUAGUCCAGAUUUACUUAAGAUGUUAUAGGGGGAGGCACUUAGUAUUUUCUAUGUCUUGCAUCCACAAAGAGAGGCCGUUUGAGACCCAAGAGCAUUGGAUUAGGGAAUCUGGGAUGCUCUGCUUGUUUCUCUGCAGGUUGGGAAUUAAGGUCCCAUACCCCACGGGCUUGGAACAGACUUGGGCUGUCGCAGGAGCAAAGCGCACACAGUGGGUUUGAUUUGUAUCAUUGCUUGUUGCUCCCUGAACUGAUCCCAGGACAGCUGGGUCACUUCACCCCUUCGUGGCAUCUGUACCUGAGCCUCCGCCUCCACCUCCCUAUAGGAACCAGCUGGUUCAGUAAACAUAACCACUUCCUUUAUCCCCCACCGAAAAAGAGCCACAUUGGAAAUUUUUUUUUCUAGCGAUAUGUUUAACAUUCAGAAUUGGGCAUUGAUACUCCUGAAAGCUUCAUCCAAUUCACUGUGUUCAGCAUCUGUCAUCUCUUUCUCAGUGUCCACAGUCUAAACUUUCCUGACUUUGACCUUUUUUUCCCCUGUGGUUUGGGAAAACUUUGGACACUAUUUCUAUUUGCCCAGGUGUGGGCUCAAGAGCCUUACUCUCCAUCUCAGUUUAGGGGCUCAGCCAGCUCCUCUUCCCAAUAGGGCUCUUUCUCCUCUCCCUCUCCUUGGCCCUGAUGUGUAACCUAUGAAAAAGCACAAGGUCCUGGCCCCUUGCCGCGGUCACAUUCCGGUUCUCGGUGUUUUGUGGACUCAGCUCCUCUCUUCACUGCACUGGCGGCACCAGGCGGUUCUGUGGAGUCCUGGAGGAUGGAGAGAGCAUGGUCUGACAUCCUGCCGAGUAGCCAGGGGUUGAUUCACCCAUGGCCCAUAGGCCUCCCCACCCCUUCCCACAGGAUGGGAUCUAAGAGACUCAAGAGGCUGGGUUUCGUUCAGCGCUCUGUACCAUCCUGAGGAGCAAAGCAAAUCACUUUGUAGCCAGAUUUCUGAAUGGAAACAUGGGAAACUGAGUUCUCUAUGGACCUUUUUGGUUUGUGGGGGAGUUUUGGUUGUGUUUCUUGGUUUUAUUUCAGCCAAACAUGUCUGCUUUCGAUUUUUUUUUUUAGGAUAAGUGGUAUAUAUAUAUGUUCGCCUUUUAAAUGUAAAUGUUUAAAAGUAGGCAAUUUAUGUGUUUCCACAACUGACAUCUGAUGCAGACCUCAUUCUCUCCCCCUCUUCCACCCUCCUCUUUUCCCUCUUUUCAUACUCUUGUAUUGGUUCUAAUAAAUGGUUGCUUUUCAAA
Vicugna pacos (alpaca) is the source of this 9134-nucleotide messenger RNA. The record is from RefSeq and is a predicted model, not a curated record. Lineage: Eukaryota; Metazoa; Chordata; Mammalia; Artiodactyla; Camelidae.